Molecule: messenger RNA, 3427 nt
Organism: Hippocampus zosterae (dwarf seahorse)
Lineage: Eukaryota; Metazoa; Chordata; Actinopteri; Syngnathiformes; Syngnathidae
Gene: coro1ca
Product: coronin, actin binding protein, 1Ca
Exons: 11
Coding region: 160-1566 (468 amino acids)
Biological process (GO): actin filament organization; neural crest cell migration
Molecular function (GO): actin filament binding
Source: RefSeq, a predicted model, not a curated record
CCGCCAAAACGGGCCGGGGGGCGGGUGUAUCUCCUAAGCAGGGAAAGCGCUCAGACAGGAAAGCAACUUGGAUCAGUCUCGGUUGGAUUCGUUGGACUUGCGUCGUUUUAUAUCACUCUCUUUUUCUCGGGAAUAUUUUCAAAUUUCCUCACAUAAGAUAUGAAAGGAGUUGUACGGAAGAGCAAAUUCCGUCACGUCUUCGGCCAGGCGGCGAAAAAUGAUCAGUGCUACGACGAUAUCCGGGUGUCAAGGGUCACAUGGGAUAGCUCAUUCUGUGCGGUCAACCCGAAGUUUGUCGCCAUAAUUAUUGAAGCCAGCGGUGGUGGAGCUUUCCUGGUUCUCCCGCUAAAUAAGGCGGGACGCAUCGACAAAGCCUGCCCAACAGUGUGCGGGCACACCAGUCCAGUGUUGGACAUUGACUGGUGCCCCCACAAUGAUCAGGUCAUCGCCAGCAGCUCUGAGGACUGCUCAGUGAUGGUGUGGCAAAUUCCUGAGAACGGCCUCGUGGCUCCCAUGUCCGAGCCCGCCGUGGAACUGAAAGGUCAUUCCAAGCGAGUUGGCGUAAUCACAUGGCACCCCACAGCUCGCAAUGUUCUUCUGAGUGCAGGUUGUGACAACGUGAUCAUCAUCUGGAACGUGGGCACGGGCGAGGCCAUGAUCACUUUGGAUGACAUGCAUCCCGAUAUGAUUUACAAUGUUUGCUGGAAUCGCAAUGGCAGUCUCAUCUGCACUGCCUGCAAGGACAAGUCUGUCCGUGUUAUUGACCCGCGCAAGGAGGAAAUUGUUGCUGAGAAAGAAAAGGCACAUGACGGCGGUCGUCCCAUGAGGGCUAUUUUUCUGAAGGAUGGCAAAAUCCUCACCACUGGUUUCAAUCGUAGGAGUGAGAGACUAAUCGCCCUGUGGGACACGAAAAACUUUGAGGAGCCCAUGACAAUGCAUUGCAUGGAUGCCAGCAACGGGGUACUCUUGCCCUUCUAUGACCCAGACACCAACAUGGUUUACGUUUGUGGAAAGGGUGACAGCAGCAUCCGCUACUUUGAAGUGACAGAUGAAGAUCCAUAUGUUCACUUCCUUAGCAGCUUUGUCUCCAAGGAGUCUCAGAGGGGCAUGGGCUGCAUGCCAAAGAGGGGCCUCGAUGUCAACAAGUGUGAAAUUGCAAGGUUCUAUAAACUGCAUGAAAGGAAAUGUGAGCCUAUCGUGAUGACUGUACCAAGAAAGUCUGACCUGUUUCAGGAUGACUUGUACCCUGACACGGCUGGGCCUGACUCGGCCCUGGAGGCCGAGGAGUGGUUUGAGGGGAGGAAUGGUGACCCCAUCCUAAUCUCUCUCAAAAAUGGCUACGUUCCAACCAAGUCCCGUGAUUUCACGGUUGUCAAAAGGAACAUUUUAGAUGCCAAGGUGACCAAGAGCACAGAGAACUCCUCCUCGGCCCAGAAUGCACCGUUUCAGUCGGAUGGCAAGCUGGAAGAGAUUUUGAAAGAAAUCAAAUCCCUCAAGGACCUGGUCAGCAGUCAGGAGAAGCGACUUGUCACACUUGAAGAACAAAUGUCCAAACUUGCUAUUUAGGGACUCUUUGCCCGACCUGCUACAAUCCACCCCGUUCCACUGGCUGGGAGGACGACGCAACCAAUCACAGCCUAACUCCAUGACAGUGAUUCGUUUGGGGCCUGUCUUUGCGGCAAUCCCUCGCAACAUUCCAGACGAACUUUUCCUAGCCAGACCCAAACCCUCUGCAUAACACAGUUGGAAUAAGGACAUGUGGCAACUUUUGCAGGAACUAUUCCUCCUCCUCUCCCCCCUCCCCUUACAAAGAACUGUUCCCCUUUCAUUCUGCGGCUUUUUUUAAAACUUGUAUAAUCAUUUCCCUUUUUUGACAAAAGAGUGAAAUAAUUUCCAAUUAAAAACAUUCCCUAUUUUUUCCUUUUAUAUGUUUUGUUGCCAUACGACAACAUCGGAAUGGCGAUAAACGGAAAUAUUUGCUUGCAUAAUGCUCACUUGGAUGACUUUCUUGACGAUUGAGGCUGCACAAAUCAACAUUUACCUAUCUUGUUCUUUUGUCCUAUUUUUCUUAAUGUCACAUGCAUUCCUGUAUGCUUGGUGCGGUAAAUGAAAAUGUGCUCCUGUUAUUUUAAUGUGCAGCCCCCAAAAAUAACGCAUUCAUCAAUCAUUAGAGCUCUCCUUGGCUUCUGGGAGAGCUUCAGGCACAGUCCACACACGAUAGUCGGUGUGAUAAGAUCAUUGGUUGCCUUUGAGCAUCGCCAACAAUCAUGAAAAGAGAAUGUAACAUUGCAUAAUUGGUGAUCAAAUUGAAGAUUGCCACAGAAAAUUGCUCAAGAUAGAUUUUUUAAAAAAAAGGUAGAUUGUGUGACUCUGUGCCUAACGUCUUUGGCCUUUCUAAAUGUCAGCCUGGACGUUCCGUUUUUGCUUAAUGGGUGUGGGUUGUUUUUUUAUUCAUUGUAAGGUUUUUUUUCAGCCUAUUUCUCAUUCCAGCUGUGCUUAUGUCCCUCUUCGUGCAUCCACGUUUCCCCCUAAUACAGUACAGGAACCCCUGGUGAGUUAAUAGAAAAGAUCCAUUUUCAUAAUUUUCAAUCUGCUUCCCAUUGGGAAGAAGAGACGGGUAAAAAGUGUUUGUCACUCGCUUUCGAUAUUUGUUGCCUCUGUAAAGCCCUGAAAGUGCCAUAGUCGCGACUGUGCAGUUGUCUUGUACUGCUGUGUAUUUGCGUGUUUAGUUCAAGUCACGUAGUAAAAGGAAGAAAAAGAAACUACUUAAGGUGCUGAAAUGUGCAAGUUCAUCAGACUUGGGAUUCUCCACAAGUCUGUCUCCUGGAUGACAUCUUUACUUUGAAACAUCUCAUAAUUAUAGCAAGUAUUAUUGCGCCUCAUUUGGAAUAGCAGUAUAACAUUACAAGCCAUUAAAAAAAAAAAUAAAGGGCCAGUAUUGGUGGGUGGAAUUUAGUGGGACAUGACGAUCUGGUGCUUUGCUUGCACUGUUAGCACCUGAGCUCGGUUUCUUAGAAAAGUAGUAUAAAAUAGCUAAUCCAAAGGGACACUGUAGGUUGGAAAUUGUUCAGUUGAAAGAUUUAUGUUUGUAUUAAGGUUGAGAAAAUGAGUGCAAGCUGUAUAAAUGAUGUUUUUUGUUUUUUAAUUUCUUUUCCUUUGCUUUGUUGCUGUGCCGAAGAGGGUUUUUUUGGUUGUUUUUUGGGGUUGGUGGGUUUUAAAUGUUUCUCCUUGUUUGUGUUCCCUGCACCUUGCCAUUAUGUAACCUCUGUUAUACUGGAGGCCGUGUAUGAAAAUCAAAGCAAAAUCAAGUGAAAACGAACCAGGUUAAAACCUCACGCCGAGGUGCGCUCAGCAUUUUUAUUUUUCUUGCUUCAAGUAUCAAAACAUUGAUUCCCCCCAAAAAAAUAAUAAAGACUUUUUAAAAUGA